This is a messenger RNA of Erpetoichthys calabaricus (reedfish), 2277 nucleotides long. It is a transcript of the gene fam174c, whose product is annotated as family with sequence similarity 174 member C. Bases 108 to 506 code for a protein of 132 amino acids. Lineage: Eukaryota; Metazoa; Chordata; Cladistia; Polypteriformes; Polypteridae. Gene Ontology annotation, cellular component: extracellular region. The record is from RefSeq and is a predicted model, not a curated record. The transcript is spliced from 3 exons.
CGCACUCUGUCCGGCAACUACUUCCGGUUUGUCACGACCAGGAAGUCUUCAGCUUUCGAAGGAGUAAAUCCCCCUGCUUGCUGCGUGUCUUUCCGUAGAAAACAAAAAUGAAGAUUUCAUAUUCCCUUCAUCUGUCUUGGUGGUUAUGGUUUGUGUUGUUGGUGGCACAAAAUAAUAUCCCAUGGCGGACGAUGGCGGAAUCACAUAAUAACGCGCCGGUUUUAAGCACCAACGCCACGACUUCAUCACAUCUUCGAAACGAGACCAGUGGCGGACAUUCGAUCAAGGGUCUUGGCAUCGACAGGUCCAUGGUCAAUCGGGCGUUAUACGUGCUCAUCGGGUUCAGCACUAUUGGAGUGUUUUAUUUCGUGAUCAGGGCUGUCAGAUUAAAUAAAGCCCCCAAGAAGAAAUAUGGAUUGCUGUCCAGUGAUGAUAACAUGGAGUUGGCCGCACUUGACAGUGACGAUGAUGAUACUGUGUAUGAAGCCAAAAGCUUACGCAGAUGAAUAUCCUCGACACAUUCCAAAAAUUGAUUUUGAUAAAAAAAAAAAAAGAAACCAGUUCAAAAGUUCACAUCUAUUUUUCUACAGACAUUUUUUUUUUUUUUUUUUAUCAGACUGUGAAUAUUUUUUUGUUUUCUGUUUUGGAAAUCUCAACUUUUUAUGAAAGAAGGGGAAUUAAAGACCGGAAAAGUUUAUUAAUAAAGUGACCAAAAAAAAAAAAAACAUUUAAAAACAAACGCCUUAUCGUGGACCAAGCCGACAGUAUAUAAGGAACAUGGGGCAGCUUACAGGUGACUGGGACCGGCUUCUUCUCUUCCAUUGCAUGCCCACCCAUCACCAGCUGACCAACCAGUUGUUUCCAGCCAGCCAGACGAGAUUACGCGCAGAAGCUUCAGUGCCUCCCGAUUCCCGAUGUCAGAAGUGGAAAUGGUGGACGAGUUCAUACUUCCUGAGAAGGGUUGCCGUUGCUUUGUUUCUACUACUGUAUUAUGUUUGUAUUGCUCAACGUGUUUCUGAAAGGUCCAGAGCCAGCAAGUAGUUUUGCUUUGUUCCUUUCACUUUUUUGAAGCGGUGUGUGACUCCGAAGUGUUCAAAGUAAAUAAACGUGGCUCUUCCUUGCUGAAGCGAAACUUAAGAUGUGGCACAAUUGAAGAGAGCUUGCUGAGCCGUGACGGGAUUAGCACGUGUCGAUCCCAGAUGGCUCCAAUGCUUGAUGGACUGAAUAAAGGACUGACGCCAAAAAUGGAAUCUCAAGAAAAUACUGCUAUGUAUAAAAUCUGGAAGAAAUCAAGCAGCAGUUUGCCUGAUAUUAGUUUUUAGCCCGUUUUUUUGCUUUUCAUUUAUUAUUUCCGGGUUUUUCUCCUAUUUGGGUGGUUUUCUUUGGGAUUUUUUUUUAUCUUGGGUGGAUUGUUGUAUUUUUUUUUUAAUGUUCCUUUCUCUUCUAAGUCAAGUUGCAGUUGUUGUUUUCUUCCAAUUGGGUUGAGAUAACCUCACUGUGAUGGACGAGACCAAAAAUCGGACCAAACUGCGUGGACCAAUUUACAAUGAGACCAGCCGGAGUUGCCUGCCUUUAGAGAAAGGAACAGACCUCAUGCUUGUUUGAGCCGCACCCAUGUCUCUGUUUUGUCGUUUUUUGGUUGCUUCUUGCCACAGGUGACUCACCUUGAAGGGCCUGCAUGGAAUAUGCCAGAUAUUAAGACAUCCAGGGUGCAAGGUGAAGAAUUGUCACCAAGUCUGAAAGAGAGACCUCCAAAAAGAACCCCCCUCAGUUUUAUGGUGACUAAAUGCUUUGAGGUGCUUUGGGUGGUCAAUUUUUGUUUUAUUCCUGCAAGCUGGGCAAAAGCUCGCUUGAGUAUUUUCAUGUCUGUGCCAUUCUAAAGGAGUGUCAUCAGUAUUUGCCAAUGGGGGGUCCUGCACAAAAUCAUUUUAAUGUCAAAAUCUAAAGUAUGUUAUUAAAAGUGACGUGGAAGGGGUGGAGGAUGAGGUCUCUGUCAAAGUUGUGGCUGCUUGUUACGGAGUGAUGAUCUGUGACCUCUUAAUGCAGAAGGAGGGACAGAAGAGGUAGUGUGCAAAAAAAAAAAGUGUAAGUCAAGCAAGUCAGAGGUGGUGGGCAUCACCCCAAGUCUGUUGUGAGCACAAGCGACAAGGACAUUAAGCAAUAAAAUGUGUUAAAUAAAUAAAAGAAAUGUGUGUCAAGGCUGUGUGGCAUUGAGGAGUCCACGUCACGAGGGGUGUCAUAUUGGGACAGUCGCAAAGGGUGGAAUGAGGACUGAAU